Messenger RNA from Alternaria rosae, 3120 nucleotides. RefSeq lists its product as uncharacterized. The transcript has 3 exons. The coding region runs from base 1 to 3120 and encodes 1039 amino acids. The record is from RefSeq and is a predicted model, not a curated record. Lineage: Eukaryota; Fungi; Ascomycota; Dothideomycetes; Pleosporales; Pleosporaceae.
AUGGCUUCGGAAGCGAUCCCGUCUUGUCAGACUAGCAUUGGGGAAGAGCCUCAUGGAUAUCUAAUCCCCGCCCGCACAUCGUCCCUCUCUCGUACCCUUUGUUUCGAUGACCCUAGGACCUUGGACCAAGUAGUCUCCGCGGCAUCGACAAGCGGAUCUACACUACCUCACCAUACCAGCCCACCUAUAGUCGCACGUCAUAGCUUCGCGAUUGGCGAUCGCGUCGCCUCUACAUUAGUAGAAGAGAGUACCAGCAAGGGACCUCUCAAGGUCAUCAAAACGCGACCAAGGUCCGCCAGCUGCCUUGUUACACCCUCAAAGCCGAUGCAUCCAACCAAAGUACAACGAUGGUCAGGCUUGACCCGUACUGUGAGCGAUUGGGAUCAUGGGCUACGUAGGGAUCCAGAGUUGUGGUAUGAGGAGGGAGACUGCCUCGUACAUCUACAUGCGAAAGGAGUUUCGCGUCGUGGCCCGUCCUUCUGUAUUCCAUUCAGACUUCUACGACAAAAGAAGUGUGAGGCGAUGCUCCAGCUAUGCGAUGCGCAGACUGCGUCUGCUCCAGGGUCCGCUUUCCAGCACCUAAAGCGAAUGCCCAGCUCCCUUACUAAUGCCAACGGGGAACAAAGCAUCGUCGAGCUCUUCAUCCCAGCCCCAGAGGAACUAUCACGAGAGAGCUCUUUUAGAAGGCACAUCGCGACUCGCAACUUCUUCGCCUUCCUCCUGGGUAAACCACUGGUAGGCGAUCAUAUGGGUCAAGCAUUCGUAGACGUCCAGGAACGUUUACACCACUUCCGUCCAAGUCAUCCAAACAACCACCAAGACUUCCUCGACUACGCUGAGAACCAAGGGUAUCGGGAUCUGGUUGAAUGCACGGACUAUGCGCUUGCAAGCCUCUACUACGCAGAGCAUUAUAAACUCAGGGACAUUUGGGUCGAUGCGUUUGCCCACUGUGUCGGUAUGAGCGAUAGCCUAAUGCUUAGCCCAGAAUACGUGCUGACCUCGAAGCUUACCAAAGCAUUGAUUACCCGAGCGCAUCUUGAAGUCGACGGCCACCUCGGGCGCGUAUCGACCGCAUUGAGCAAGUUUCUACAGGAAGACCUCUCGCCGACUUACCUCGGAUUAACGGACGGUGCCAGAAGCCAUCUCGACCGGUUCCGCCGCUUCUUACAUACUUUCUACGUAGAGAAAUUUGGCUAUUGGCCACCACCACGGGGCGCCGCUUUCCCCAAAGCCCUGUACAAAUCAAUGUACUAUGACUUCCAAAAUCUGUACGACUACCUCGUCGAUACGGAUUCGACCGCCGAUAUCUCCUCCCAAAGACCAGCUAGCGGUGGUAUUUGCGUCUUGCAGAACGUUGUAACGUUCGAUCAACGACAUGGCUUCAACUCUCAGCCGCACCCGUUACCUCUCCUACCAACAUACACUUCGCCACUGAAGAGAACAAACUCUCAGAAAACGAAUUCCCAGAAGGCCUUGAGACAGCUUGUUCUGGCCUCGCAGUAUAAUAAGAUGCAUGUUCAUGACACAAUGCAUGGUGCUCUAGCAGCGGCAACGAACAUUCUAGAGCCGAGUGCGAUGAAGUCCAACAUUGUACAGGCAUAUAUCCACUUUGAGAAGGCGCAUGCCACCACUCCCAGUCAACGCCAGGGGAAGAUAUCAGCAACAGAUGCGCGCAAAGUCAGGUGGCUCUUGAUCUACGGUACUCUGCAGUAUCUUGUGUCCGUUCUAAGGGCGCCGAAAGAAGUUCGCGAUACUGAAAGCCCUGACUACGCUUUGUGCUACGUUGCGGAACCCACUUCGACUACCAACAGCGUUGCUACAACUCCUUCUGCGUCACCUUCGGCCAAGGUGCCCUUGGAUCUCGAUGAAUGUCUUGACGACUCUCAAAGUAGUGUGUAUUCGAUCGAGCCCGAUUGCCAAAGGGAAGACUACUUUACACCGCAAAACAUGAGCCGACGUGGAUCCAUGGAGGUUGCGCCCCUCAAAAUUGCUCAACCACCUCGUUCGUCCUCCGUGCGUUCUCUGGCGCGGCGAUCACUUUCUACUCGAAGGUCGCGGAGCAAUAGUCUCACAAGGAAAACUACACAGAACCUUGUUGGUGUUGUUCAGGAAUCUGGCGGUAGGUCGACCAUUUCAGUCACAUCCUCCCAGGACCAAAUCCGACCUGUCUCAUCUGUCUAUUCUGAGCAUUCGACGGCAAUCACUGCAGGGAGCGGGGCUGGACUGGAGACCUCUUGGCUCCGAUCACGAACCCCCUCCGUCACUCGUAGCAGGCAGGGUUCUACAGCAAGCACGGGCGCACGUCCCCGAACACCUCUACUCGAUUCUGUUCAGCUCGAGCGUGCCACAUACCCACUGUACCUAGCCCGCGCUGGGGAGCCUCCUAGCCGUUCAGAUAGUACCAGCUCUACAGCAAGCUCCCUAUGGAGCGAAGGCGCGAGUGUGGUUUCGUCUAAGUCCAGUGCAUCUGCAGACAGCCCUACUCGAAAGGUCAGCGCUGCAGAAGAGAGUGGGCUCCUGGGUGGACUCGUCUCUUUCGAUCCACCUGGAACUAUGUCCCUCACGGCACAAAGCCAUAUACAUCCUCUGCUGCGACAACAGUCCCCUAAAGUCGAGUUCGAGUUCGGUUUCGACAAGAGCGAGUCAGAAGUCACUCAUGAUGUCCUUGAACACUCCCAAGUCGACUCAACCAUUGGCAUGGCCGUCUCUACUCCGCCGUCACCCACCCGACCCCGGAUGAAUCUGUUCCCCGACACACGACCCACUUUCACUGCCGAAGAGGCACGCGCUCUUAUUGCCGACAAGAGACCUAAUCUUCCGUAUCGGAACAGAUCCAAAUCUACCUCGUCAGUCUUGGAAAGUGCCACAUCGCCAGCGAAGGAUCAAAGGUACUCCACGCCUGUGAGCACAACGCCCACAGGCUACUGGGAGCAAUAUAAAGCGACUCUCACACAACAAAAAGCGCGAUCGAAUCCUGGACCAUCUACAAGCUUUACUAUGCCUCCGAUGGUCAAGAUUCCGACUACCUUUAAAACACCCUUUUCGCGCCUCCGACCCCGCAACGAGGAAGACCGCGGCGUCAAGACAGAGCGCCGGCUGUCAACUCUCUGGCGACAUUGA